GGCCCGGGAGCGCCGGCGUUGGCGAGCGGUGGAGGCCGGCCUGGCGGCGGCCAUGGACCACUUGGUGUGGACCAGCGGCCUCCUGGAGAUCAACGAGACCCUGGUGAUCCAGCAGCAUGGGGUGCGCAUCUACGACGGUGAGGAGAAGAUAAAAUUUGAUGCUGGGACCCUCCUCCUUAGUACACACGGACUGAUUUGGAGAGAUCAGAAAAAUCAUGAGUGCUGCAUGGCCAUUCCUCUGUCCCACAUUGUAUUCAUUGAGGAACAGGCAGCUGGAAUUGGGAAGAGUGCCAAAAUAGUGGUUCAUCUGUACCCAGCUCCUCCUACCAAAGAACCUGGCCCAUUCCAGAGUAGUAAAAACUCCUAUAUCAAACUCUCCUUCAAAGAGCAUGGCCAGAUUGAGUUUUACAGGCGUUUAUCAGAGGAAAUGACACAAAGAAGAUGGGAGAACAUGCCAGUGUCUCAGUCAAUACAAACAAAUAGAGGACCCCAGCCAGGAAGAGUAAGAGCUGUAGGAAUUGUAGGUAUUGAAAGGAAACUGGAAGAAAAAAGAAAAGAAACUGACAAAAAUAUUUCUGAGGCCUUUGAAGACCUCAGCAAGCUAAUGAUCAAGGCUAAGGAAAUGGUGGAGUUAUCAAAAUCAAUUGCUAAUAAAAUUAAAGAGACGCAGGGUGACAUCACAGAAGAUGAGACCAUCAGAUUUAAGUCCUACUUGCUGAGCAUGGGAAUAGCUAACCCAGUUACCAGAGAAACCUAUGGCUCAGGAACACAGUACCACAUGCAGCUGGCCAAACAGCUGGCUGGAAUAUUGCAGGUGCCUUUAGAGGAACGAGGCGGAAUAAUGUCACUCACACUCACAGAGGUGUACUGUUUAGUAAACCGGGCUCGAGGAAUGAAAUUGCUCUCACCAGAAGAUUUAGUGAAUGCAUGCAAGAUGCUAGAAGCACUGAAAUUACCUCUCAGACUCCGGGUUUUUGACAGUAGCGUCAUGGUAAUUGAGCUUCAGUCCCACAAGGAAGAGGAAAUGGUAGCCUCGGCCCUGGAGACAGUUUCAGAAAAAGGAUCCCUAACAUCAGAAGAGUUUGCCAAGCUCUUGGGAAUGUCUGUCCUCCUGGCCAAAGAAAGGUUACUGCUUGCAGAGAAGAUGGGUCAUCUUUGCCGAGAUGACUCAGUGGAAGGCUUGCCGUUUUACCCAAAUUUAUUUAUGACACAGAGCUAAGGGUUUUGUAUUUGAAAUACUUUUUGUCCAUACUUUUAUCUGGUAGAUUGUGUGACACUGAGCUAAGAGAUAAACCCCGAUAAAUUGAAGAUUUAUUAGAAUUUCACAGAAUGAUAUAAAACUCUUUUAAUCUCUCCCUAUAUAUUAUGGUUCUGAAAACUUAUUUAGGAUACAUAAAGGAAAAUACAGAAAAAUGAAUGCCAAUAUGAAUUUAAAAUCAUGCUAUAGUUGUGCAAAAUCCUCCGAGUUUAACUUGAAAUACAGUAGAUUUUGAUUCCCAAAAGUAACCAUUUAGUGAAGAAGGGAAUUUAAGUCCUUGAAGGAGGAAAAA
Molecule: messenger RNA, 1550 nt
Organism: Ictidomys tridecemlineatus (thirteen-lined ground squirrel)
Lineage: Eukaryota; Metazoa; Chordata; Mammalia; Rodentia; Sciuridae
Product: vacuolar protein-sorting-associated protein 36
Biological process (GO): protein transport to vacuole involved in ubiquitin-dependent protein catabolic process via the multivesicular body sorting pathway
Cellular component (GO): ESCRT II complex; late endosome membrane
Molecular function (GO): phosphatidylinositol-3-phosphate binding; ubiquitin binding
Source: RefSeq, a predicted model, not a curated record